This is a messenger RNA of Salvia miltiorrhiza (redroot sage), 1069 nucleotides long. RefSeq lists its product as uncharacterized. The coding region runs from base 111 to 956 and encodes 281 amino acids. Gene Ontology annotation, molecular function: S-adenosylmethionine-dependent methyltransferase activity. The transcript has 2 exons. The record is from RefSeq and is a predicted model, not a curated record. Lineage: Eukaryota; Viridiplantae; Streptophyta; Magnoliopsida; Lamiales; Lamiaceae.
GUCUACGGGAGAAAAUAAAGCUCCCCUAUUUAAUUAUUUGGUUUGUCCGUUUUAUUUUAGUUAUGAAAAUUGUCGUUUUAUAUACGUUUAUUUAUUAACAAUCGGGUGUAAUGCAAUGUGGACAUUUCGACAAAAUUAGAGAGAGAGAGAGAUACAGUAUGGCAGGACUGUUUGAUAAGCAGGCGGAGAUAUAUUUGGAAGCUCGGCCAUCGUAUCCGACGGAGUGGUACAAGAUGCUGGCGGAGCUGACCCCCCACCACCGUCUCGCUUGGGAUGUCGCCACCGGCAACGGCCAGGCCGCUUUUGGUGUUGCCGAGCAUUAUGAGCAAGUGAUCGCAACAGACAUAAGCUCAGCUCAGCUGAAAUUCGCAAAGCAGCGUGCUAAUGUACGCUACUUGCACACACCCUUAUCCCUUUCCGAUGAUGAACUAGUGAGCUUAAUCGGAGGCGAGGGCUCGGUUGAUCUCAUCACCGUCGCUCAAGCCAUCCACUGGUUCGAUCUCCCACGAUUCUACUCCGUCGCAACGCGCCUCCUUAGGCAGCCAGGCGGCGUCAUCGCAAUUUGGGGCUACAACGGGAUCGAAGUUAGCCCAGCAUUUGAUGCCGCAGCAAGCUGUUGGUACGAGACCACCCUUCCCUAUUGGGACUCCAAGAUCAAGCCGCUGUUUGGAGGCUACGGCUCCCUUCCCUUCCCUUUUGAGGGCGUCGGGCUGGGCUGCGAGGGGAGCCCUCUGCAUCUUGAUAUUCCCAAGGAGUUGGCGUUUGAGGGGUACGUGAGAAUGGUGCGGUCGUGGUCGGCCGUCGUGACCGCCGAGGAACAAGGCGUGGAUUUGCUACCGGAAGGCGUUGUGAAGGAGUUGGAGGCUGCUUGGGGUGGUGCCCAUCUUGUGAGGUCUAUUGUGUAUAAGGGCUUCAUGUUGGUUGGAAGAGUGAAGCUUUCUGAGUUAGGACUGUAAAUUUCAGAGCCUUAUUUACUUGUUAUUCUAGCCUUGUGAUUGCCACUGCAUGAAUGUUUAUUUUGUUACUAAGUAUGUUGGGAAAUUAUCAAUAAAUUGAUUUCUCUACCUCA